Messenger RNA from Maniola jurtina (meadow brown), 3664 nucleotides. RefSeq lists its product as uncharacterized. Gene Ontology annotation, biological process: positive regulation of protein tyrosine kinase activity; neuromuscular junction development. Lineage: Eukaryota; Metazoa; Arthropoda; Insecta; Lepidoptera; Nymphalidae. The transcript is spliced from 10 exons. The coding region runs from base 397 to 3357 and encodes 986 amino acids. Gene Ontology annotation, molecular function: protein kinase binding. The record is from RefSeq and is a predicted model, not a curated record.
GCGCGCCCCGCGAGCCCGGCGCGACAACUUUCCCGCCUCGCGAGUUCUACGAAGCCGACAUCGGGAGUGUCGGAAACAGUUGAGUGCAGUGCGUGCGUGCAGUGAACACGAGUAUUAAUUAGUGUGUGUCAUUUCUCGGAGGUUGACCGUGCUUCGAGAUUUUUGUGUCGUUAUAUAAACAAGGUGUGUGAAGUGAUGUGAGCGGCGCUGUGCCUCGCGCGAGCCAUGGCAGGCGCGCGAGCGCAGCGCGCCCGCCGCCGCGCGGCCGAGCCGUAGCGCCCGCGUAGCGCCGUGCUGCACCCACGCUGCACCCACGCCGCACCCACGUCGCACCCGAGGUGCACCCGCACGGCACCCGGGUCGACAUAACACUGCGCUGUCGGCGCGUCGUCGAAGAUGGCCGAUGAUAACACCAUCAUCGAAGGCACGGUCAAAUUUCGUGAUGGGAAAAAGUGGAAGUCGCGCUGGUGCGUCAUGCGGAAGCUGUCGCCGGUGGCAGACUGCGUGCACCUGCAAGUGUACCGCGACUCGCGCGCGCGCUGCGGCGGCGCGCCCAGCAAGGCGUCGCUGUCGCUGCAGCGCUACCUGGGCUGCGAGGCGGGCUUCACGCUGGACAAGCACUCGCACACGCUGGCGCUGCUGUGCCAGGACUUCACCGCCGUGCUGGCCUUCGAGACCCGCGAGCGGCUCAUGCAGUGGCAGGUGAAGGUGAGCGCGCAGCUCGGCGACGCGCGCCAGUACCUGGUGCUGGUGGGCGCGGGGUCGAGCGGGGGGAGCGGCGCGGGUGGCGCGCGGCGGCUGGCGGCCGGCCCGGCGCGCCUGCACCUGCACGAGCGACGCUUCGCGCUCACCUCCGGGGUGCCGCCGCGGCUGCUGGGCGUGUGGGAGAUCGCACAUCUCCGGCGCUACGGAGUGGUGGAAGGACGGUUCUGCUUCGAGGGCGGCUCGCACUGCGGCAAGGGCGAGGGCCUGCACGUGCUGGUGACGGACCAGGCCGCCGACAUCGCGCGGGACUUCCGCCUCGCCUCCCGGGGGCUGCUCACGCCGCGGAGGCGCCCGCUAGGCACCCAGAGCCCCAACUCCAACGACACGUUCAAGAAGCCUCACGCCCGACGACUGGAACUGCACACCAUAGACCGCUCUCUGCCGCCGACCGACCUGCGACUCUACGAAGACCCUUGCAUGGGCGAGGAGACCGGCGCCAUCUCACCGUACUGGCCUUCCGCGGAACGGACGCACCAGUUCCAGGACAUGGGCCUCGGCGACACGGCGUCCGUCAACGAAACGAUGGACGGAACGGACGUGGGUCCGUGGAACGGAAACGGAAAUGUGAUGCUCGAGAGAUGCAUGAGUUGUAUGUCGAAGCUGGGCGCUCUGUCUCGGUCGUCCACGGCCGCCCUGACGCCGGGCGCCAAGCACUUCAGCCCGGCGUGGACGAUGGACGCCGUGGGCGAAAUUCACAACGACGACGCGGCGGUCGGUAGCGAUGGACCCGUCGUCGGUAAGAAGACUGAAGAGGUCUGUCGCUGCGCGCCGGAGCGACCCCCCGAGCGGCCUCCCAAGCCGGUGAGGCUGGAGCUGAACCUCACGCGGAAGCCUCCUAUGCCUCUCCCCGCGCGCUCGUUCAGCCACUCGCACCUCGCCUCCAUCGGAGAGAAUAACGCCACGAGUAUCGGCCCUUAUGAAAAUUACGAUGUGCCCAAGAUACCUUCGGCAGAGGUCGAAGGAGAAUACUACGAUACGCCGAAAAGGUUAAAAGAAUGUCUCGAUAACGAAUUAUUUAAAAUUACCAAAAACUCUACCUCAAACACGCUCAUAUUGAAAAAGCCUUGCGGAUGUCUGCUGAAGCUGGGGAAGAAGCCGAAGCGACCGACCGUCGUAGACACCGAUGAGAGCUUUCAGCCGGCGAGCUGUCCCUGCGCGAGAGUCACGGACUGGGCCAACCACUGGAUCAAACUGCCGUACUGCACGAGAAACCCGAGCGACACCGAAGCCGCCGCGCCGAACAAAGAAAACGUGAAGCCGAAUACCACCGACACAAACGCACUCUACGCGACCGUGGACCUAUCUCGCAAAACGAAAAGGAAAACACAAAAUGACAACUUUAUGUAUCUCGAUAAUCAAAUGACCCGAAGUCUCGACUCGAGAACCAUCGAAGUCGACGACGGACCCCAGGCCAACUACGAGAACCUCAACUUCGCUCUGUCCCUGGAACACUACGAGAACGCCAAGGAUCUACUGCGGAGAGCGGGAGUCACGCAACCCGAGCUCGACGCGCUCGGCGCCAACCUGCGGCCCGCGCUGCGCCUCGCCGCGGCGGCAGGCGCGCCCGCGUGCGCCAAGUGCGGCCACCCGCAGCAAGACGCGGCGCCGCACGGGAAGCUGGCCCCCGACGAGUACCUGCUGAUGGAGCCCACCUCCCUCGACAGCAACAAGCUCGAGCAGGAGAAGGCGCUUCCCUCCGGCUACACGCCGAUGUCUCCGAUCGGAAGCUUCGGGUUCCACACGCUGAAGUACCCGGCCAAGAGCCCCAUCAGCCGGCUGCUGGACGAGAAGUCGGCCAGCAACCCCACGCUGUGCGGCGCCGACGAGGCGCGCGCCGGCGCCGCGCCCGCCGCCGAGCGCGUGGAGCUGCGCGCGCCGCACGAGCGCGCCGACUUCCGCAAGCGCUCCAGCUCGGCCGACUCGUCGCGGUUCCUCGACGACGUGAAGGAGUUCGACGGCAGCGUCGGCAGCCGCGGCUCGGCGUCGUCCAUCGAGACGCUGCGCGACGCGGCCGCGGGCGCGGGCGGCACGCCGUGCGCCUGCGCCACCGGCAAGCUGUCGGACGCGGACAGCUCGGAGGCGUCCAAGGCGCGCUGCGUGACGGUGGCGGUCGGCAACCGCGACUCGUCGUCGUCGAACGACUCGGGCGUGUCGAGCUGGUCGCUGGUGGCGCGCGGCGCGCACGAGCUGCCCGCCACGUCGGCCGCCGCGCGCCGCCGCUACCGCUCCGCGCGCCGCGCCGCCGACUCGCCGCACGCUGCGCCGCGUCGCUCGCGCUCGUCGGGCGGGCCGCGCGCCGAGCCCGCCGACACGCACAAGUGCUGCUCCGCCGAGGCGGAGGUGCCCAUCCUCUCCGUCACCGUCCAGCCCGCCCGAGGAGUGCUGGACACGCACAGCACGUCGAGCGGCGCGUCGGACAUGUCGGACUACGUCGAGACGCUGUCCAUCUGCUCGUCGCACUCGUCCUCCGACACGCCCGUCACCAUGAGGGUGCUGCGGCAGACGACCAGCACGCUGCGGCCGCGCUCCGGCAAGGAGUACCAGCCGCUGGCGCCGCACCUCGCGCCGCGCCCGCGCCUCCACCUGCCCUGAGCGCCGCGCUCACUGCGCUCGAGCGACUCCUAGCAAUACAUGAUGCCUUCUGGUGCAACAGUUACAAUUGUAGCAUUAUAAACUUCGAAAAAGUUGAGUUGUUCAAAAAGCCAUUCUUACAAACUUAACUGUUACUGUAUUGUAACUAUUAUUUAAUAGUGAUAUUUAAUUCAAUCUACAUUAUUAUGUCUUUUGUUGUCACACUCGUUGUUUAAAGAAAACCCUUAUUAAUAACGAAUUAUUUCGCUAUGUAUUUGUUCACUUUCUAUAUUUUGUAAAAUAUCUCGAGUGUCAUCUGAUAUAUUUU